This is a messenger RNA of Wasmannia auropunctata (little fire ant), 3506 nucleotides long. RefSeq names its product RAC-gamma serine/threonine-protein kinase (gene Akt). Lineage: Eukaryota; Metazoa; Arthropoda; Insecta; Hymenoptera; Formicidae. Gene Ontology annotation, molecular function: protein serine/threonine kinase activity; ATP binding. Bases 1 to 1680 code for a protein of 559 amino acids. The record is from RefSeq and is a predicted model, not a curated record. The transcript has 8 exons. Gene Ontology annotation, biological process: protein phosphorylation.
AUGAUCGGUGGCGGCGGCAGCGGCGGUGGUAGCGGUGGCAGCGGCAGCGGCAGCGGUAGCGGCGUCAGCGGCAGCGGUAGCGGCGGUCAACGUGUCGUUAAGGAAGGAUGGCUCCAAAAACGCGGGGAGCACAUAAAAAAUUGGAGAUCGAGGUAUUUUGUCUUGAGGGACGAUGGUACACUGGUUGGGUUCAAGGCGAAGCCCGAUCCACAGAUGGCUGCGCAAACAUCCCAGCCAUUAAAUAACUUCACAGUGCGCGGGUGCCAAAUAAUGUCGGUGGACAGACCUAAACCCUAUACAUUUGUUAUCAGAGGCCUCCAGUGGACAACCGUAAUCGAAAGGACGUUUCACGUGGAAACGGAGCAGGACAGGGAAGACUGGGUAGCAGCAAUCAGAUAUGUAGCGGAUAGGUUAGCAAAUGAAGAAAAUCAACAGCAAGAACAACCACAAAUGCAACAAUCUUCUUCCUCGGAGGAUGUUGAUAUGGAAUCGUCAGUAGGUGCCAGGUCUGAUUCUUGUAGUUCCUUAGGUGUUGUAUCUACUGAUCUAGACGGUGGUAGUAUCGACGAAUUAUCAGCAAAGUUCAGUGUCCAAGGAACUUCAAGUAGUAAAAGUACCGGCAAAAAGAAAGUAACACUUGAAAAUUUUGAAUUUUUAAAAGUUUUGGGAAAAGGAACGUUUGGAAAGGUAAUUCUUUGUAGAGAAAAAGCAACAGGACAUUUGUACGCUAUAAAAAUUUUAAGAAAGGAGGUCAUUAUCCGUAAAGACGAAGUGGCACACACACUUACUGAAAACAGAGUAUUACGUACUACGAAUCAUCCUUUUUUAAUCUCUUUGAAAUACAGUUUUCAAACGGCGGACAGGCUGUGUUUUGUUAUGGAAUAUGUAAAUGGCGGCGAAUUAUUUUUCCAUUUGAGCCGAUCACGAGUAUUUGGCGAAGAUCGUACUCGAUUUUACGGCGCAGAGAUUAUAUCGGCCUUAGGUUACUUGCACUCGCAAGGCAUUAUAUAUCGUGAUCUCAAAUUGGAAAAUCUCCUCUUGGAUAAAGAUGGGCAUAUUAAAAUUGCUGACUUUGGUUUGUGCAAAGAGGACAUUACGUAUGGGAGAACAACAAAGACAUUUUGCGGAACACCAGAGUAUUUGGCACCAGAAGUACUUGAAGAUAACGAUUAUGGACGAGCUGUGGAUUGGUGGGGUGUGGGUGUAGUCAUGUAUGAAAUGAUGUGUGGUCGAUUACCUUUUUAUAACAAAGAUCAUGAAAAGCUAUUUACGCUUAUUUUAUUGGAAGAAGUAAGAUUUCCUAGGACGAUUAGCAAUGAAGCAAGAGAUAUGCUUGGUGGUUUAUUAAUAAAGGAUCCAAGUAGAAGAUUAGGCGGUGGACCUAAUGAUGCGAAGGACAUCAUGAAUCAUGCAUUUUUUUCAUGUAUCAAUUGGACAGAUCUUGUCCAGAAGAAGAUACCUCCACCCUUUAAGCCGCAAGUGACUUCAGAUAUUGACACUCGAUAUUUUGAUAGUGAAUUUACCGGCGAAAGUGUUGAACUUACACCCCCGGAUCAGGGCUGUUUGGGUAGUGGAGGGGGUUUAAAUUCUAUAGCAGAAGAACAAGAACAUUUUCCUCAAUUUUCAUACCAGGAAAGUCAUUCAGCAGCAACUUCUUCCAUUGUUUCUAUCAAUCACUGACAGUGUCAAGUGUCUUGCUUAAUUAAUGUAAUGAGAUGUGGUUCAAUGCAUGAAAAAUCUCGAGCAAAAGAAUUUAAUUACGAUAUGUAUCUGACGAUUGUCUGCAAAGCUUGAAAUUUUCCCCCCAAUAGGCAGAUCAAUCAAAUUAUCUUUCUUUAUGAUGCUUUUUUUUUAAUGCAUCUUAAGAGAUUAUCACAUAUCUCCAAUGGCAAAAGAAAUUAGAUUUAUGCGUAUAAGUGUGCGCGCGCAUAUUACACCUAUACACAUAAUUAUAUUCAUUAAAAUUGUAUAUGGCAAAAUGUAUACUAUAAGAUUAGAUCGAGAUAGUACGAUUAAUAUUUGCAUAUAGAUUCGAAGGAAUAUGACAGGGAUUAAAUUACGUUCUUAAUUGAAUCGAGUUAACUAAAAACUCCUUGAGACACGCGUAUUGUGAAUAUUGAAUAAUUUUCUUGUCAUCAAGGAACGUGCGGUAAUCGUAAGUAUAUAAUCGUUUCGUUCAACAAAAGCUGCACUUGACACUUUCCAACUUCAUCAUCACCGUUUAUUAUCUUAUUUAUGGAAGGGCAGUUCCUGAUCUUUUUUUUAAUUCAAUAGAUGACUGUUACGGCAGAUGCCAAAAUAGAAAAUUGCAUUAAGGGCCAAACGAAAAAGAAAAUGGUUUGUCCAUUGUGAAAGUUGAAUGUGUAGUAAAAUAUCAGCUUUAAUUGAAUUAUUGUAUAAAUUGGAGAUCACUUUUUUAGCCUUAUGAAAAUUGUCAUUUAUUAUGACUGAUAAUAAUUGGAGAUGUGCGAGUAUUCGGAAAUUCUGGGCUGUAUAGAAUUCGGAACACUUGUUCGAAACAAAUGUUUUACUAUUUUUGGAAUUGGAAAAGGAAGUUGUUUAAAAGAAACUUGUGGCUUAAAUAUUUUCUAUACCUAUGUUAUUUCCCAACCAAAAUAUAUUAAACUUAAUAGUGGAUGCAUGCAUUACGCGUUACAGAAAAUUAGAAGCUAAAUUCUCUAUUAUAUUACUAUAAUUGAAUUGGAUUAUUUAUCGUUGAAUCAUAAGCUUAAAGUUUGAGCAACAUUCAAUUCCAUAGUUCCAAGCUUAAAGUCUGAAAGAUAAAAAUUUUAUGUAAGAUUUUGUUGUAUCAUAGCUUAUUUACCGUUAAUUUACUGAAUUUCGAAAAAUUUUUUACUACUACAAAUCAUCCAAGAGUAAUGAUUUUAGUACACGUAUAAAUCAUAUCUUCAUAUGUAAAAAUCAUAUUUUUAUUGCCAGCAAAUCUAUAUUUUUUUAAAAUAAUCUCGAAAGAUUAUUUUUUAAUUUUAAUCAUUAUGUAAAAAUAAUUUAUCAAUGGAAAUAAUGAAGGAUAUAUAAAUUAUUCAUUGUUCGUAUCAUCGCAAAAGUGAAAUCGUUGCUAGACUUUUAACGGUAUAUCGACACAAAGUGAUUUGUGCAUAAUUGUGAUCAAAGUGCCUAGUAAACGAUUACUCCCUAGGAACGAAUAAUGUAAUUCUAUUUGAAUGCAAAUCUGAAAAUAUAAAAUAAUCAACUGUUAUCCUAUUUUACUCAUCGGAUCUAAAUUACUUAAUUUAUAUCAUUUAUAUCAUUUAGAUAAAUUCGCAUUUUUCAAGAGCUGAUUUAUCAUAAAUAUUAAGAAACGUGUUUAUAGGUGAAAAUAUGUUAGUCACAAUUAGAGCGAUCGGAACAACUUGAAUAGUUCGAAUGAGUUCUAUCCGAAGAAUAGUCUUAAAAUACGUGAUAUGUGAAACUUCGAAAGACUCACACAUGUCUAAUUAUAGUGAAUUUUAAAUCGGAAAAAGAUGUUUUCCUAUAAAAAAAAA